AUGAUAGCUAGAUAUAUUACUAACUGGCCCAUAGCAGCUUGCUUUGCUAUAUUAAUAGUCGGUUUGGUUCUUUGGGUAAUUUUGGACAAAGUACUAGGUCUUGGUGCUCCCCCUAUAAUCCCCAGCUUACCAUCCAUGAAUAAUGAUGGAUGGCCAAUUGUGGGAAACUUUCCACAAUUAUUGGAAAAUCCUUCUUUGAUCUUGAUGAAUUGGUCAAAGCGUACAAGCAGUGAUAUAUUUCAGAUUAGGCUUGGAAUCAAAAGAGUGGUAGUUGUAAAUUCUUUUAAAGAUUCGAAGGUGCUAGCAAAUAGAUUUGCAUGUUCAACUAAUUCAAGACCCAUACUGUAUGUUUUUCAUAAUUUGGUGUCAGCUACACAGGGAUUCACUGUCGGUUCGACACCAGCAGGACAAUCUUAUAAGCUAAAGAAAAAAGCAGUCGCCAUGAGCUUAAAUCAGAAGAACGUCGACAGCUUCUCAGAAUUAUUAGACAUUGAAACAUGUAGGGUCAUAAAAAAUAUUUUAUUAACUAACCUGGAACUUCAUUGCAUGCCUUCUUGCUAUUGUCCAAAAUGUUGUAUCACCACUGAAUUGUCAGAUAUUAGCUUAAUGUCAUAUUUUCAACUAUUCGUGUUAAAGGUUGCACUAGCAUUGAGCUAUGGGUUGAAUAUAGAUACCUAUAAGCGAAACAGAGAAUUUGCUGAAGAGAUCAUAAGGGUCGAAAAUACAAUAAUUAAUCUAAGAUCUCCAGGUACCAAUAUGGAAGAUUUCAUUCCUAUAUUGAGAUUUCCACCGUUUUCGUACUUUAGCCAGUCCAACAGAGCCAAACAAUAUCGAGAUAGAAGAGACAAGUAUAUGAAUGAAUUGAUGAUUAAUCUUCAAUUCCGUUUGGAACAGCAUGAUAACUGUGCAAAGAAUUCAAUUGUAGGUAAACUUAUUCAAACCUCAAGUCAAAAUAAUUUGAGCUCUGUGGAAAUCCAAAGUAUUUGUUUGACAUUGAUUAGUGCCGGUUUGGAUAAUACACCUUUGAAUUUCAACCACCUAAUGGGUCAACUUUCACAGCCUCACACUGGAUCCAUCUUGCAACAAAAAGCAUUCCACGACAUAUCACUGCAGUAUAAAGGUGAUAUUAUUGAGGCGUGGGAUUCUGUUGCAUAUUCGAUGAAAUGUCAGUAUGUUCUUGCUUUAAUUUACGAAACACUUAGGUAUUUCACAGUUUUGCCUUUGAGCCUUCCUAGGCAGACUACCAAAGAAAUAGAUUACCUUGGGUAUACUAUUCCUAAAGGAACGACCAUAUUUUUCAAUGCUUAUGCAGCUAACCAUGACUCCCGAGAAUUUCCGGACCCAAUGAAGUUCAACCCAGACCGUUGGCUAGAUCAAAAGACAAAAAGAAUCAAUCAAAACAUGACCCACUUUUCUUUCGGUGAAGGAUCCCGAAAAUGCUCGGGGAAUAUUUUAGUAAUCAAGGAGCUUUAUACUUUAACUUGUAGAAUGAUUAUCCUUUUCAAGAUUAGACCACCGACCAAUAGUAGAGAUUUGAUGGGAUUGGACCCGUUCCAAUAUAAUUCCAACAAGUGUGCAACUUCCUUUGAGCCAAAAUUAUUCAAGGUUAAGCUUGAAAAAAGGAAUUUCUUAAAUAUCGAUCAGCUUUACCUGAAAAUAGAUAGCUGGUAA
Molecule: messenger RNA, 1671 nt
Organism: Dujonia railenensis
Lineage: Eukaryota; Fungi; Ascomycota; Pichiomycetes; Serinales; Debaryomycetaceae
Source: the annotation of a GenBank genome assembly